CAAUUGAGUCUCGAGGCCUAAAAAUGGGGCUUAAUCUCGUGCUGCCUAUUUGGCACUUUGAUUGAUGCUGCACUCCAGUCGGCAAGGCUGCCCGAGCCAAAAGGGAAGAAAAAAAAACAGACAAUCGCUUUUAGUAUAGCCUCACUCUCACACACUUACACUCUCACAAACACGCACGCACACACACGCACACACACCCACACACACACGUAUUAGAUAACGACUGGAGCGAGAGCUGAAGACGUUUUAAAGGACCAAGAUAAGGCGCGCUGCGUGGAGCACCUCUGUACCUCGCGGGGGGCUCGCGGGGGCCAUGGAUCAUAUUGGAGCGCAUCUCCAGCACAUUCACGCGGAGCCCAUCAGCUUCGGGAUCGACCAAAUCCUUAACAAUGUGGACCAAAGCUGCAUGCUCGGCGAUCGGAUGCCCGAGCCGGACUAUGGCCUCGGCUGCGUCGUCAGCACUGCCUACAACACCAUGACUAGUAACUUCACCGGCGACAACUCUGGAUAUAACAGCAACGCAUGUGGGGUCGCCAAUCUGAGCGGCACCUAUAACAUGAACAUGGGGAUGAACGUCAGUGGGAAUAACGUUAACACAGCUGGAGUCAUCCGUGUGCCCGCGCACCGGCCUCUGAACAGUGGACACUCGUCCAUCUCCUACGGCAUGUCCACGAUGCCAGGCUCGAUUAACAACCUGACGGGAUUUACAUUCCCCUGGAUGGAGAGUAACAGAAGAUACACCAAAGACAGGUUCACCGUGGCGCUCUCACCCCUCACUGUAACACGUCGUGUAGGUCACCCGUACCAGAACCGGACGCCCCCCAAGAAGAAAAAGCCCCGGACGUCUUUUACUCGCCUGCAGAUCUGCGAGCUGGAAAAACGCUUUCACCGUCAGAAGUACCUGGCUUCCGCAGAGCGAGCGGCUUUGGCCAAGGCCCUCAAGAUGACUGACGCACAAGUCAAAACAUGGUUCCAGAACAGAAGAACAAAAUGGAGGCGGCAGACAGCUGAGGAGAGAGAAGCAGAGCGACAGCAGGCCAACCGGAUCCUCAUGCAACUCCAACAGGAGGCUUUUCAGAAAACGAUAAACCAACCGGCAAACCCGGACCCGCUGUGCCUGCAUAACAGCUCCCUGUUCGCGCUUCAGAACCUCCAGCCAUGGACUGAGAACACCGCCAAAAUCAGCAGCGUGUCCGCCUGCGAAUAACAAACUCUGACCGCAUUUCUUUUCUCUUCUUUUUGAAAGUGAGUGGGGUCAUAGCGAACAACUUUUUAAGAUCAUCAACUUGAAAAAUAUGACUCAAGAGGACCUGGAUUUAUCUGACUGCCUCAAAAAAGGUUUAGGUUGAGAGCAUGGAGUGAACAAGGAGCUCAUAGCCACCGGAAGUAGGGGUGUUGAGGGUGCUGCAGCACCCCCUGAUAAAUCAUAAUUAAAUACACAUAUACAUACACAUACAUACAUAUGUAUUUAUAUAUAUAUAUCAAUAUAAAAUCAACAAUAUAUAUAAAAUCACCAAAUUAGUGCACUGGACCUUAAUGACUCUGUAUGAGUGGAGAAAAAUAGUCGUUAAUGCGGGGAUAUUUUUUCUAUCUCAGCACCCUCACCCGGAAAAAUCUUCCUGCAGCCAUGCACGAGUCCAUUAGCAACAUGCUUUUAGAGGACUGUGCAAUAGUUCACCUUAUCUUCCUGAUUUUAGGUGAUAACAUUUUUAGCAGUUGUAUUAAUUGUCAUUUUCAAUCAAAUAUAGUCCAGUUCUAACUAUGAACUAAGACGAUAGCUAGAUUCAAAUAAGUGAGCACUUCUUUUAGCACUUUUCUCCUAGAGGAAAACUUUGACAUAUUCAUUCAUACCUGAUCAUUUGAGGAAUAGGCCUAAUUCAAGAAAAAUGUAUUGGUUUCAAAAAUAUGAAUUUGCUGGUAUAGAUUCACUAGCCUGCCUGUGUCUCAUAACAGGGAUGUUUAUAUCAACCGUUUAUAUUGAUAGCGAUGGUUAUGAAUCGCUUUUAGCAGUUAUGCAACCCCUUUAUCUCUUUGCAAGGGAAUAAUCAGUGACAAAAGGUUCAAAUGUACCACCUCAUCAAGUUUCUGUUAUAAAUUAUUCAUUAUCUUUUACCUCUUACCACAUUACACAAGCACUUACUAAUUUGGAUUAUACUUUAUUGCACUCUAGUAGAGUUACCUGGUAUUUGCAGAAAUUGGGUUAUACAGUUGCCUGAUCAUUGUACAAUAUUAUUUGUUGUCUUUGUCUUUCAAACAAGCACAAUGUUAGCAAUAUGAACAUGGCUUUGAAUUGGUUGAAGUGUAAAUGUAUUGUUUUUUUCGUUAAGUAGCCUAUCCAUUGUUACUGCAUAAUGUAAUUUCUUAAUAAAUACCAGGUAAACAGCUGAAUUAUGACUGUAAAAUAAGGUGUUAUUUGUUCAACUUUCUUGUACUCUAUAAUCCUAUAAUCAUUUCAGUUAUGUUGAUCCAUUUAUACGUAGGCUAGAAUUAUAAGGCCAUAUGAAAUAUAUUUUUAAAGAAUUAAUACAGCAGUGUUGUACUUUGUGUAUUUGUCAUAUUUUGUUUUAAACCAACGAUUAUGCAUCUUGGAGUACAUGGAGUGAACUACAUUGCUGUGUAUGGGACAACUGAUGGCCAAAAUUCCCUCUUUGACUAUAGGAUCCAUCCCUGAUAUACCUGCCCUCUAUUAGUCAAUACCAGACCUUUAUAAUGGGUGUUUCCAGCAAGUGAUUGAUACUGGUUGCAUGAUCAUGAUGAAUGUCUACAUUUUGGAAUAUGCAGCUGUGUAUUUUGUGUGUUAGUUAACAUUCAUUGCAACUGUAAAGUGUGUGUAUGUGUGUGUUGAUCGUAUCCAGCUGUAGGACAGUGUGUUUGUGAGUUAGUCCAGGGCCUCUCCCCAUGGUCAAAAAGGAAUGUAGGGUAGAAUUGCCUCAUCUACUCGGAAAUAUCAGCACUGCAGCGUCACUUAAGUGGCUUUCCCAAAACUCCUGAAAUUCUAAAACCGAGCAGGCAUGAUGGCUUUCAGUUUUUUUCAAAGCCCUCAAUGGAAAAAGGUGGUAAAAAUGGCUGAAAAUGUAAAAGAAGUGGACAAGUGCAGUGAGCGGCAGAUUGAGAGCUUAAUAUGUAAGAAAGCGUAACACCUUCCAUUUUGUUCGUUGUCCUCAACCUUUUCAGUUUUAGUUUGAUCCGUAUUCUUUAUUUAUGGUUUCGUUAAAUUACAAUUAUUUAGGCUUGUUUUAUGUCAUCAAAUACAGUUCCUGCAUGCAUUUCAUUACUGAAGUAAUAUGUUAUUGUAUUUCUACCAAGUGAGCGUUUACUGUUUGUUUUGUCUGCCACAAUUCAGUUGCAAAUCCACAAUCUAACAACAUUCGUAUAUCUUGACACAGCCACAAAUAAUGUUCAGUUCUUGUGCUACUGCUAUUAUUCUGCACCCUCUUUUGUACCGUAUGAAAAGUGUUCAUUUCCACAAACAUGUUCUACGUUUGAUCUCACUGCGCUUUGCCUUCUUAUGAUCUGUAAUGCUGCAAUGCAUUCAUCACUACACAAUCUCCAAAUUAGCAUUAACCAGGACUUACAGCUUAGUAUCCUGUUUAUAGCACAGUAAUGUAUGAUUCUGCCACAGUAAGUCACAGAAGCCCAUGCAUUUUUCAUUCACCACCAGGGAAAUAAAGCAGUAUAUUCUUAACAUCAUCAAUAAGAAGUUGAAACAUAAUUAUCAAUAAACCGAUCUCUGUCAUGUCCUUCAUUGCUACAAUUAAUUUGCAAUGAAUCCUAUUGCUAUAUAAAAAUGAUUGUAUGACUCAAAUUAGCUACAGUAUAAUCUAUUCUUGGCUUUACACACACGAAUCACUGUACCAUUCAAAGCCAUUGUGUAGUCUAUGUCUCUGAAUUUGAAAUGUAUGAAUGGAGCGAGUUUUUUUUUCUCAUUUUGAACUGCAUGCAAAAUCAAUUGUCUAUUGCAGACUUUAUUCUGCAAUUAUUGUUUAAUCAUAUUCUUGAACAGAAUAUGGCAAUUUGUAUGUUACAUUUUUUUAUUAAAUGAUUCAUGCUUUUG
Messenger RNA from Oncorhynchus keta (chum salmon), 4054 nucleotides. RefSeq names its product T cell leukemia homeobox 1 (gene tlx1). Gene Ontology annotation, cellular component: nucleus. The coding region runs from base 314 to 1207 and encodes 297 amino acids. Gene Ontology annotation, molecular function: DNA-binding transcription factor activity, RNA polymerase II-specific; RNA polymerase II cis-regulatory region sequence-specific DNA binding. Gene Ontology annotation, biological process: regulation of transcription by RNA polymerase II; animal organ development. Lineage: Eukaryota; Metazoa; Chordata; Actinopteri; Salmoniformes; Salmonidae. The record is from RefSeq and is a predicted model, not a curated record. The transcript is spliced from 3 exons.